This is a messenger RNA of Arachis stenosperma, 2743 nucleotides long. Its product is annotated as subtilisin-like protease SBT1.7. NCBI's taxonomy places the organism in Eukaryota, Viridiplantae, Streptophyta, Magnoliopsida, Fabales, Fabaceae. The transcript is spliced from 2 exons. The record is from RefSeq and is a predicted model, not a curated record. Gene Ontology annotation, molecular function: serine-type endopeptidase activity. The coding region runs from base 124 to 2430 and encodes 768 amino acids. Gene Ontology annotation, biological process: proteolysis.
CGUAAAAAGAAUCUUUGCAUCAAGGUUCAAUAGUUCCAAAUCAACACCAAUAAAUACCUUACAUACCUCUGCACAAAAGAAGCCAAGAUUCAUUUGACAAAUAAAAAAAUCAGUGUGACAAAGAUGAAGAUACUGAUAUUGAAGUUUCUUCAGAUUGUUUUGCUGCUGAUUUUCUAUGGCAGACACACCAUAGCUGAAAAGAAAACACAAGAUGCCAAAAAAACAUACAUAGUUCACAUGGACAAGUUCAACAUGCCAGAAAGUUUCAGUGAUCACCUCAGUUGGUAUGAUUCAUCACUGAAAUCAGUGUCAGAUUCAGCAGAGAUGCUAUACACAUACAAUCAUGUAGUUCAUGGAUUCUCCACAAGGCUAACCAACCAAGAAGCUGAAACACUCUCCAAACAACCGGGGAUUCUUUAUGUCAUGCCUGAAGUUAGAUAUGAGCUUCACACAACAAGAACACCACAGUUUCUUGGAUUGGACAAGGCCACAACACUUUUACCUGCUUCUAAGCAGCAGAGUCAGGUGGUUAUUGGAGUAAUAGACACUGGUGUUUGGCCGGAGCUGCAGAGCUUGGAUGACACGGGACUCGGACCAGUGCCGAGAGGCUGGAAAGGUGAGUGUGAAAUUGGAACCAACUUCAAUUCAUCAAGCUGUAACAGGAAACUUGUUGGUGCAAGGUUUUUGGUCAAAGGGUAUGAAGCAGCUCUAGGACCUAUUGAUGAGAAGACAGAAUCAAGGUCACCAAGGGAUGAUGAUGGUCAUGGAACUCAUACCUUAACUACAGCAGGAGGAUCAGCAGUCCAAGGAGCAAGCCUCUUCGGCUUGGCUUCAGGGACAGCAAGAGGGAUGGCUCCACAAGCCCGUGUGGCGGCUUAUAAGGUGUGUUGGCUUGGUGGAUGCUUUGCUUCUGACAUAACCGCCGGAAUCGACAAGGCCAUAGACGAUGGUGUGAAUGUCCUGUCCAUGUCUAUUGGGGGAACUUCAACGGACUACUAUAGAGAUAUCAUUGCUAUUGGUGCUUUCACAGCCACGUCCCAUGGAAUUUUUGUUUCCACUUCAGCAGGAAAUGGAGGGCCUAGUCCUGGAACCUUGUCCAAUGUAGCACCAUGGAUAACCACCGUGGGAGCUGGUACCAUAGACCGCGAUUUCCCAGCCUAUAUCAAGCUUGGAAAUGGGAUGACACAUACUGGAGCAUCACUUUAUACAGGCAAACCUUUAUCUGCUUCUCCAGUACCACUUGUUUAUGCUGGUAAUGUAACCAAUUCAACGGUGGGAUACCUUUGCAUCCCAGAUAGCUUGAUUCCCUCACUAGUUGCUGGCAAAAUCGUGAUAUGUGAUAGAGGAGGAUCUCCGAGGGUGGAAAAGGGUCUAGUUGUAAUGAGAGCUGGAGGCGUUGGUAUGAUAUUGACAAACAACGAAGAAUAUGGGGAAGAGCUUGUUGCUGACCCCCAUCUCCUCCCUGCAGCAGCAGUAGGCCAAAAAUCCAGCGAGGCUGUAAAGAACUAUACUUUCUCCUCUCCAAAUCCCACAGCUACAAUUUCUUUUGUAGGCACUCACUUGCAAGUUCAACCGUCUCCGGUGGUGGCAGCGUUCAGCUCUAGAGGGCCAAAUUUUCUCACACCACAGAUACUCAAACCAGACCUUAUAGCUCCUGGAGUAAACAUCAUUGCUGGGUGGACUGGAAAAGUAGGACCAACCGGUUUGACGGUUGAUACUAGGCAUGUGAACUUUAACAUAAUUUCAGGUACAUCCAUGUCAUGCCCUCAUGUAAGUGGUUUAGCUGCUAUCGUCAAGGGAGCGCACCCGAAAUGGAGCCCGGCCGCAAUAAGGUCUGCACUCAUGACCACAGCCUAUAGAACAUACAAAACUGGGCAAACAAUUGAAGAUAUUGCCAUUGGACAACCAGCAACCCCCUUUGAUUUUGGUGCUGGACAUGUGGAUCCAGUGGCAGCUCUUGAUCCUGGUCUUGUCUAUGAUGCAAAAGUAGAUGACUACCUUAACUUCUUCUGUGCCUUGAAUUACACUCAAUUCCAAAUUAGGCUCGCGGCGAGAAGAGACUUUACUUGUGAUUCAAGGAAGCACUAUAGGGUGGAAGACUUCAACUAUCCUUCUUUUGCUGUUCCCUUGGAAACAGCUUCAGGAAUAGGAGGUGGUUCCAAUAAGGCCACCUCUGUCCGAUAUAGAAGAAUUCUUACUAAUGUAGGCAGUGGAGGAACAUAUAAAGCUUCAGUGUCAUCCCUUCCUCCCUCAGUGAAAAUUAUGAUUGAACCACAGACACUUAGCUUCACUCAACUGUAUGAGAAGAAGAGUUACACUGUGACAUUUACAACUACUUCGAUGCCUUCCGGCACAAAUAGCUUUGCUUAUCUGGAAUGGUCAGAUGGAAACCAUAAGGUUGCUAGUCCAAUAGCAUUCAGCUGGACAUGACUAUGAUUUUUCAAGGAUCCUAACUCAUAGAUUCUGAAAUAUCAGCAAAACCUAGUUGAAUAGGUUCUGCAUAAACUAAGGAUCACUCUAGUAUUUUAAUGCUUGGUUGUUGGUUCAGCAAGGAGGCCUAACUGGGUGCAUGUUAUCAUUAUGUUCUGUUUCCAUUCUAUUGGAUUGAGUUUCAGGGGGGAGACUUAGUAAGGAAUAAUUGUAAAUAGCGGGAAAAAAAAGGAUAAUGGCAUAUUCUGUAUAAUAUGAUCUAAAUUGUUUAUUAUAUAUUCCCAGCUUUGCAUAGACUUUCAAGAAAUUCUCA